AAGUGUUUGUUUUUUUACCCCAAAGAAAACCAACAACAACAACAACAAAACCUAGUACUGUUUCUCUCAUCCCAUGGAACCCAAAUGGUUGCUUUUGUUGACAAUGGCGACGCUUAUGGAAGUGGGAAACGCGCAGGAAUCGGUGAAGCCAUUGGUGAAGAUAGUGAAGGGGAAGAAAGUGUGUGACAAAGGGUGGUCACAGUAUUGUUGCAACCAAACCAUCUCUGAUUAUUUCCAGACUUACCAAUUUGAGAAGCUUUUCGCUAAACGUAAUACGCCGGUGGCUCAUGCGGUUGGGUUCUGGGAUUACCAUUCUUUCAUCACGGCGGCGGCUCAGUAUCAGCCCCAUGGUUUUGGUACCACCGGCGGCAAGCUCAUGAGUAUGAAGGAGGUGGCGGGUUUUCUUGGGCAUGUUGGCAGCAAAACUUCAUGUGGUUACGGAGUUGUUACAGGCGGGCCGUUGGCCUGGGGUCUAUGCUACAACAAGGAAAUGAGUCCCAGCAAAGUGUAUUGUGAUGACUCCUACAAAUUCACCUAUCCUUGCACCCCAGGAGUUUCAUACCAUGGCCGUGGUGCCUUACCCAUCUACUGGAACUACAACUAUGGCGAGACAGGAAAGGCAUUGAAGGUGGAUUUGUUGAACCACCCAGAAUACUUGGAAAACAACGCAACCUUGGCUUUCCAAGCAGCAAUCUGGAGAUGGAUGACACCGGUGAAGAAAAACCAGCCAUCGGCCCACGAUGUUUUCGUCGGAAACUGGAAACCGACCAAGAACGACACGUUGGCCAAGCGCCUUCCGGGGUUCGGAACCACUAUGAAUGUGCUCUACGGGGAUCAAGUUUGCGGCCAAGGCGACGUAGAUUCCAUGAACAACAUCAUCUCACAUUAUCUGUAUUACCUGGAUCUAAUGGGCGUUGGCAGAGAAGAGGCGGGACCACAUGACGUGCUCACAUGUGAAGAACAGAAGCCUUUCACUGUAUCUCCUCCUUCUGCUUCAUCAUCUUGAUGAUUCAUUUCUUACCCUCGUAUAUUUCCAUUAAUGUCAACUUAUAUAUAUAUAUAUGAGAAAUUCAGUGUGUGGGGCAGUGAAUCCAUAUUACCCUCAACAAUCGUGGAUGCUGUGUAAAUUUUGAUACUCAUUUUUACUUUUUAAUUGUAAUUGAUUAAUAAGUCAUUGAAUGAGUCACAUAGCUAUU
Molecule: messenger RNA, 1196 nt
Organism: Hibiscus syriacus
Lineage: Eukaryota; Viridiplantae; Streptophyta; Magnoliopsida; Malvales; Malvaceae
Product: chitinase-like protein 2
Exons: 3
Coding region: 74-1006 (310 amino acids)
Biological process (GO): cell wall macromolecule catabolic process; chitin catabolic process; carbohydrate metabolic process
Molecular function (GO): chitinase activity
Source: RefSeq, a predicted model, not a curated record